This is a messenger RNA of Mytilus trossulus (common blue mussel), 650 nucleotides long. RefSeq names its product interferon alpha-inducible protein 27-like protein 2A. The record is from RefSeq and is a predicted model, not a curated record. Lineage: Eukaryota; Metazoa; Mollusca; Bivalvia; Mytilida; Mytilidae. Bases 152 to 580 code for a protein of 142 amino acids. The transcript has 3 exons. Gene Ontology annotation, cellular component: membrane.
AUGCAUAAGUGUCCCGUGCUCGUUUAUCUAGCUAUAUAAAGACGUUUACCAAACAUAAGGAUAAAGGUUCAUAUCGAGGGAAUAGCUUACACAGAUACAAUAUAUAUUUCAUUAUUGAAUAUUUACAAGAACAUUGUAUUUAAAAACAACAAUGGACCAAAAGUAUAUUACAGUCUGUGUAUUGGUUGUUCUCUUUGUGUCAUCUGUUCGAGGCGAUGCAGAGUCGGAAAAAAAUACAGAAUGGACUUCAGAUGAUGUUCGGUGUCUUGCAAAGAAAGUUGGCGUAUCAUUAGUAGUAGGGACAGGUGCAGUUGCUUUAGCACCAGUUGCACUUGGGGCAGCUGGCUUUGGCAGUGCUGGUAUAAUAGCUGGAUCAACGGCAGCUAAAAUAAUGACUGGAUUAGCAGCUUCUAAUGGUGUAGGUGUAGCAGCUGGAAGUUUGUUUGCCGCCUGUCAGUCUGCAGGAGCUGCUGGAUUGGCUGUUGGUACAAAACUUGCCAUUGGUACCUCAGUAGGUGGGAUAUUCGGCUAUUUUAGUGGAGGUUGUUCAGACAAUGACAUUGACUGUAAAAAUAAAUGAAGUCUAAUGACUAAAUUUAUUGUUUAAAUUGAAUCGAUAAAUUUUUUAGCUUGUACUUUCAGAAACCAAA